AUGAGGACCGCCGCAAUCCUCGCCACGGCCCUGACGGGUCUCGUCUCCGGCGCGCCCGCGGCGCCGGCCGCCAAGGCCGAGCCCUUCCUGGAGCAGGUCAACAACCAGACGUGGAUCAUCGGCAAUGACGUCUGGAACAUGACGCAGGGCCUCAAGUACGGCGUGAAGCUGUACUACAAGGACCGCGACCUCGUCGGCGACGCGGUCGGCCACUACGUGAGCUACAAUGGCGCGGCAAACGACAUCGCCUGGUCCUCCGCCUCCAUCGCCCACAAGGGCACGCAUGACGGCACCCCCUUCAUCGACGUCAAGUUCACCGCCACCGACGGCGACUUCCACUGGGUCAUCUUCCAAGGCCUGCCCGGCGCCUACCAGUACUUCGUCAACCGCGCCCUGCCCACCCUCGGCGAGUUCCGCACCCUCUGGCGCCUCGACAACGCCUCCUUCCCCAACGGCAAGACCGCCCUCCACGACAAGCCGCUGCCCGCUCUGGCCGACUACCUACCGCAGAACAAGGUCCAGGACGAGACCUGGCUGACCCCCGACGGCACCGGCUACAUCACGAAAUACGACUUCUCCGACCUCAUCCGCAACCAGACCGCCUACGGCGUCUACGGAUCUGAGUUCGGCAGCUGGUACAUCAACCCCGGCAAGGACUACUACAACGGCAACCACCUCAAGCAGGAACUCAUGGUCCACCGCGAGAGCGCCACCGGCGACGCCGUCCAGCUCAACAUGGUCCACGGCACGCACUUCCAGGUCUUCGCCGUCGACGUCUUCCCGGAGGGCAAGAUGUGGGGACCCUGGCUGUGGUACCUCAACGACGGCUCCCCCGCCGACGCCGAGGCCCGCGCCAAGACCGAGUUCGCCGCCUGGCCGUACCCCUGGCUCGCCGACGCGGCCUACCACGCCCGCGGCACCGUCAAAGGCAAGCUCCUCCUCUCCGACGGCCGCCCCGCCGCCGGCGCCGCCGUCUUCCUCGGCGACAACCACCCCAACAAGACCGCCCUCGACAUGGGCAGCGAUUACUACUACACGACCCACGCCGACGCCUCCGGCUCCUUCUCGAUCCCGCACGUGCGCGUCGCCGAAGCCGGCUACGCGCUGCAAGCCUGGUCCGCCGGGGGCGCCCUCGCGGACGUAACCACGCACAUCCUCUUCAACGACGUCUCCGUCACAGACUCGAAGACAACCGACCUCGGCACGCUGCACUGGGCCGUCUCCAAGCGCCAGCGCCUCUUCCAAGUCGGCGCCUUCGACCGCACAUCCCUCGGCUUCACGCACGGCGGCAACCCGCCCUACGCGCACGCCGUAAUCGCCUCCUGCCCGGCCAACAUCCUCUACGAAGUCGGCAAGUCCGCGCCGAGCGACUGGUGCUACGGGCAGACGCACCAGGGCAACUACACGAUCCGCUUCCCCGUCUCCGCGGCACAGGCGUCCGAGACGGCGAACCUGAUCGUCUCGCUGGGCGGCUACUCCACGGGGGCAAGCAGCGUGGUGCUCGUCAACGGGCAGCAGGUCGGCAACCUGACCAGCGGCGCGGUGGGCGCGGACUCGACCUCGGGCCUGCUGAACGACCCGUCCGUGUACCGCAGCGCGACGCUGGGCGGCGAGUGGCGCUUUUUCGAGUUCCCUGUGCCCGCGGCGCUGCUGAAGACGGGGGAGGAUAACGAGGUCACAUUCCAGCUGACAAGGAACACGACGUGGAGGGGUUUUAUCUGGGAUAGCAUCGUCCUGGAAUGGUGA
This is a messenger RNA of Colletotrichum chrysophilum, 1746 nucleotides long. RefSeq lists its product as uncharacterized. The record is from RefSeq and is a predicted model, not a curated record. Gene Ontology annotation, biological process: carbohydrate metabolic process. NCBI's taxonomy places the organism in Eukaryota, Fungi, Ascomycota, Sordariomycetes, Glomerellales, Glomerellaceae. The coding region runs from base 1 to 1746 and encodes 581 amino acids. Gene Ontology annotation, molecular function: carbohydrate binding; catalytic activity. The transcript is spliced from 2 exons.